This is a messenger RNA of Balaenoptera ricei (Rice's whale), 1929 nucleotides long. It is a transcript of the gene CPEB1, whose product is annotated as cytoplasmic polyadenylation element binding protein 1. NCBI's taxonomy places the organism in Eukaryota, Metazoa, Chordata, Mammalia, Artiodactyla, Balaenopteridae. The transcript is spliced from 12 exons. Gene Ontology annotation, biological process: negative regulation of cytoplasmic translation. Gene Ontology annotation, cellular component: neuron projection; cytoplasm; nucleus. Bases 228 to 1688 code for a protein of 486 amino acids. The record is from RefSeq and is a predicted model, not a curated record. Gene Ontology annotation, molecular function: mRNA regulatory element binding translation repressor activity; ribosome binding; translation factor activity, RNA binding.
AGCCCCGCGGCUCAGAGGAGGAAGACGCAGGAAGGAUAAAAGAUUGCUGGGACAAUCAGGAAGCACCUGCGCUCUCCACGUGUAGCAAUGCCAAUAUCUUUCGAAGGAUAAAUGCCAUAUUGGAUAAUUCUCUGGAUUUCAGUAGAGUCUGCACUACACCUGUAAAUCGAGGAAUCCAUGAUCAUUUGCCAGACUUCCAGGACUCUGAAGAAACAGUUACAAGCAGGAUGCUUUUCCCCACCUCUGCGCAAGAUUCUUCCCGUGGCCUCCCAGAUGCAAAUGACUUGUGCCUUGGCCUGCAGUCCCUCAGUCUCACAGGCUGGGACCGACCCUGGAGCACCCAAGACUCAGAUUCUUCAGCCCCGAGCAGCACACACUCAGUAUUGAGCAUGCUCCACAAUCCAUUGGGCAGUGUCCUGGGGAAACCCCCCUUGAGCUUCCUGCCUCUGGACCCCCUUGGAGCUGACUUGGUGGACAAGUUUCCAGCACCCUCCGUUAGAGGAUCCCGCCUGGACACCCGGCCCAUCCUGGACUCCCGUUCUAGCAGCCCCUCUGACUCAGACACCAGUGGCUUCAGCUCUGGAUCAGAUCAUCUCUCAGAUUUGAUUUCAAGCCUCCGAAUUUCUCCUCCCCUGCCCUUCCUGUCUCUGACGGGGGGUGGUCCCAGAGACCCUUUAAAGAUGGGAGUUGGGUCCCGGCUGGACCAAGAACAAGCUGCUCUGGCUGCAGUCACGCCCUCCCCAACCAGCGCAUCAAAGAGAUGGCCAGGAGCUUCUGUGUGGCCGUCCUGGGACCUCCUUGAAGCUCCCAAAGACCCCUUCAGCAUAGAGAGAGAGGCCAGGCUACACAGGCAAGCUGCAGCUGUGAAUGAAGCCACCUGUACCUGGAGUGGCCAGCUUCCUCCCCGGAACUACAAGAACCCCAUCUACUCUUGCAAGGUGUUCCUAGGAGGUGUCCCUUGGGAUAUUACGGAAGCUGGAUUGGUUAACACCUUCCGUGUUUUUGGCUCUUUGAGUGUGGAGUGGCCUGGUAAGGAUGGCAAGCACCCCCGGUGUCCUCCCAAAGGGUAUGUAUAUCUGGUCUUCGAACUAGAGAAGUCUGUCCGGGCCUUGCUUCAGGCUUGCUCUCAUGACCCGCUGAGCCCAGAUGGCCUGAGUGAAUAUUACUUCAAGAUGUCCAGCCGGAGGAUGCGCUGCAAGGAGGUACAAGUGAUCCCCUGGGUCUUGGCCGACAGCAACUUUGUUCAGAGCCCAUCUCAGAGACUUGACCCCAGCAGGACGGUAUUUGUCGGUGCUCUGCACGGGAUGCUCAAUGCUGAGGCCCUGGCAGCCAUUCUGAACGACCUAUUUGGUGGUGUGGUGUAUGCUGGGAUUGACACAGAUAAGCACAAGUAUCCCAUUGGGUCUGGUCGCGUGACUUUCAAUAACCAACGUAGUUACCUGAAGGCAGUCAGUGCUGCUUUUGUGGAGAUCAAAACCACCAAGUUCACCAAGAAGGUUCAGAUUGACCCCUACUUAGAAGAUUCUCUGUGUCAUAUCUGCAGUUCUCAGCCUGGUCCUUUCUUCUGUCGAGAUCAGGUGUGCUUCAAGUACUUCUGCCGGAGCUGCUGGCACUGGCGGCACAGCAUGGAGGGCCUGCGCCACCACAGCCCCCUGAUGCGGAACCAGAAGAACCGAGAUUCCAGCUAGAGGAGCUGGCCUUGCCCAGUGGCCUGUGGCGCCUGAGGCUGGCAGGUCAGGCAGUAGUAGCCUGUACCACCCUGCCACUGGCCACCAGGGAGCUGGCUUCCCGAGGACAAGGGAAAAUCGUAGUCACCUUUGCACUUGCUGAAUCUGUCUUUGUUUCUGCACUAAUUAAUGCACAAUGAGUUUUGUCGGGUUUUGUUUUCAGGGGGUGUGCCAGGGCAAGGACCCUCAGGCUCACCCUCCA